Molecule: messenger RNA, 703 nt
Organism: Triplophysa dalaica
Lineage: Eukaryota; Metazoa; Chordata; Actinopteri; Cypriniformes; Nemacheilidae
Product: nucleoside diphosphate kinase A 1
Exons: 5
Coding region: 131-592 (153 amino acids)
Biological process (GO): GTP biosynthetic process; UTP biosynthetic process; CTP biosynthetic process
Molecular function (GO): nucleoside diphosphate kinase activity
Source: RefSeq, a predicted model, not a curated record
CAAGCCCCGCCCACCGGCCCAGUCUUUAUAUUCACUCAGCACACAGUCUUCCGUCUUCUUGUGUUCGUCUCUCCGGCCUCAGCAGCUCACACAAGUCUCACAUCAUCUCAUCAUCUCACCCGUCAGUGCAAUGGCUGCAAAAAGUGAGCGCACCUUUAUCGCCAUCAAACCUGAUGGUGUUCAGAGAGGUCUGAUCGGAGAGAUCAUCAAACGCUUUGAACAGAAGGGCUUCAGACUGGUGGCAAUGAAGUUUCAGCAGGCUUCUGAAGACUUGCUGAAACAGCAUUACAUUGAUCUUAAAGACCGGCCGUUUUAUGCUGGACUUGUCAAGUACAUGAACUCUGGGCCUGUUGUUGCAAUGGUGUGGGAGGGUCUGAAUGUUGUCAAGACUGGAAGAGUGAUGCUCGGAGAGACCAACCCUGCUGACUCAAAACCCGGCACCAUCAGAGGAGAUUUCUGUAUUGAAGUGGGCAGGAACAUCAUUCAUGGUAGUGACUCUGUGGACAGUGCCAAUAAAGAGAUCAGUCUGUGGUUCACUGCUGAAGAGCUGGUGUCUUACAAGAGCUGCGCACAACCCUGGAUCUAUGAAUGAACUCAACACACAGGUUGACUCGCUGCACUUACUGCUGGACAUGUUCUGCACAUACAUGUGUGUGAUCGCUCUUGUCUGAAGCACUUGUUUGAAUAAACGAUACGUGUCUGA